AUGAGGCUGUCUACAAACCUCCUCCUGCUGGGCACUUCGCUCUUUACGCAUGCUUCUGCACAGGCAAGGAUCGCAUUCACUUCAGUCCCUGCCUUGGUAGUUGCCGGGGAUUCCUAUAAUAUUACUUGGGCUGGCGGAGAUGGCUCACCCGUCACAAUAACGCUUCGAGAAGGAGAUCCGGAGGAUCCCAAGACGAUUGCAACACUGGCAGAUGGAGUGACCGAGGAUUUCUUUAUCUGGAACGUCUCGAAGAGUUUGGCGACUGCAUCAGACUACGCACUCCAGAUUACGCAGGGACAGGACUCGAUCAACUCCAGCGGCUUGUUCUCGAUCGCGGGUGGAAGCGGCACGUCGACCAUCUCACACUCGAGUAUCGGCACGACAACCGCUGCGACCAAUGCCACCGCUAGCAUGAUCGGCACGACAAGCACUGCAAUCGCUUCGUUGGGAAUAAGCACUAUAAUUGCAAGCAAUAUGACUUUCAGCUCCGCAACGCUGCCGCGCACCACCAGUACGAGCCUGGCUCCCGCUGUGACCCAACAUAUGACCUCGUCUUCCUCUUCCUCUUCUUCCUCCUCCGGCAGUGGAAGCCAACCGAGCUCCAAUUCGGCUGCGCCUACGGCUGCGGCCACGACAAGUGCGCCGAACGCUGGGGCAGCUGGCCAGCUGGGGAGCUCGGCUGCAUUGGUGCUGGGCUUUUUUGCCGCAGUCAUGUUCUUCAGUUGA
This is a messenger RNA of Cladophialophora psammophila CBS 110553, 726 nucleotides long. RefSeq lists its product as uncharacterized. The transcript is spliced from 4 exons. The coding region runs from base 1 to 726 and encodes 241 amino acids. The record is from RefSeq and is a predicted model, not a curated record. NCBI's taxonomy places the organism in Eukaryota, Fungi, Ascomycota, Eurotiomycetes, Chaetothyriales, Herpotrichiellaceae.